Boleophthalmus pectinirostris (great blue-spotted mudskipper) is the source of this 4105-nucleotide messenger RNA. Its product is annotated as MICAL-like protein 2. The transcript is spliced from 17 exons. NCBI's taxonomy places the organism in Eukaryota, Metazoa, Chordata, Actinopteri, Gobiiformes, Gobiidae. The record is from RefSeq and is a predicted model, not a curated record. Bases 152 to 2857 code for a protein of 901 amino acids. Gene Ontology annotation, molecular function: protein binding.
CCAUCGCUCCGUGUUUCCCUCUCCCACACGCCCCCUCCGCGCCCGCCUCUGACCCGGCUACAGCCCCUCGCCUCCUCCGUGGAACCCUCCGCUCUGAGCUCCGGAGCCACCGAGCCUCCGCGCCGCGCCGUACACGGGCCGCAGCUCCAGGAUGGCGGCCGUGAAGGCGCUGCAGCAGUGGUGCCGGGUCCAGUGCGAGGGCUACCGGGACGUGAGCAUCACCAACAUGACCACCAGCUUCAGGGACGGACUGGCCUUCUGCGCGCUCAUCCACCGCCACCGGCCCGACCUCAUAGAUUUUGACGCCCUGAAGAAAGAAAACGUUUACGACAACAACAAACUGGCCUUCAGCGUUGCCGAGCAGGAGUUGGGUAUUCCUGCCCUCUUGGACGCAGAGGACAUGGUGGCCCUGCGAGUCCCCGACCGCCUCAGUAUCCUCACAUACGUGUCCCAGUACUACAACUACUUCCACGGGCGCUCCCCCAUUGGGGGCAUGGCGGGAGUGAAGCGUCCAGCAGAGGGAGCCACAGAGCAGCAGCCCGCGGGGAAGAAGAACACGCCAGUGUCCGCCAAAGUGUUCCCCCCGACUGGGCCGGCCAAGGAGAACCUGCCCCCCUCUGGUCCCCGGGACACCCACAGACAAGUGAGACCGGUAAGACAGAACGUCCCAGCAGAGCGCCCCCCUCAGACCGGUACCCUCAGCAACAAGUGUGUGUCCUGCAACAAGCAUGUCCACCUGGUGCAGCGCCACCUGGUGGACGGGAAGCUCUACCACCGCAACUGUGCCAAAACUCUAACUGGAAGUGCCUUCAGUACAGACCUGCCCAAAAACUCCUCUUUAUCCAGACCAGCUCCUGACCCAGACCCCGUGAAGACCGGCUUGAGACCUGUUCCCUCCUGGCUGUCGCACAAACCCAGCACUCCCUCUAGUGUCUCCUCCAGCACAUCACACCCACAGCCUGCUCCCUCUGCUCCUGCCUCCUCCAAAUUGGCCUCUCCUUCUAUUCUUCCUCCAAGGACCUCCGCACCGUCUACAACCAACAUCUCCAGUACCUCAUCUCCUCCACGGCCUGCUGACCCUGCACCUGUCUACUCUUCCAAAUUUAGCACUCCAUCUAUAUCUCCCCCAAAGACCACAGAAACUUCUAGAAUAAACAUCUCCAGUAGAUCAUCUUCUCCAAGGCCCACUAACUCUGCUCUUGCCCCCUCCUCAAAAUUUAGCACGCCUUCUAGAUCUCCUCCGAGGACCUCAGAAGUUUCUAAAAUAAACAUCCCCAGUAGAUCAUCUUCUCCACGGCCCACUAACUCUGCUCUUGCCCCCUUGUCAAAAUUUAGCACCCCUUCUAGAUCUCCUCCAAGGACCACAGAAGCUUCUAGAAUAAACAUCUCCAGUAAGUCAUCUUCUCCACAACCAGCAACCUCCACGAAAACCACUAGUGUUUUCCCAUCCCGCUUUUCUCCAUCUACUCCAGCCAGCAUCUCCAAAUUGGACCCAAAAACAGAAUCUAUGAUCACCACGGAGUCUACAGCUCCGACUCCUACGCCUAGGACCUCCAUCGCCUCCAAAAAUCUCCAGGCCAAACUCAAGUUCUUCCAAUCUAAUGAUGCAGAAGGCAAUAGAGAGGAGAAAGGAGCCCCAGGUAGGAACCAGCCUGCGGUGGUGUUCGGUGGGCAGAAGGAGGAGCAGACAGCCACACACUCCGUCACGGUGGUGGUCCAGGUGGGCGAGAAGAAGAACGAGAAGGAUCUGAGAGAGGCCAAGGCGUCGGCUGUAGCCAUCAUCUCCAAGAAACUGACUGAGGAGAACAACAACACGCCAGCCUGGAGCACCAGCAAAACCAAAGCUGUCUCUCUCCACAGACCCAGCUCAGAGGCCCCGAAGAAGGAAGGGGAGGGGGUCAGGGGGAGGGUCCGGCUGCGGGCCAACCCCGCCCUGCUGUCGGACCUGACCACCAGCUCGUCCCUGGACCCCAAGAGCACUCCGGCUGAGAGGAGCACCCCGGCUGACAAGAGCACACCCUCAGACUUCAGAGGGGCUCCUAAACCAAGGAACACCUCCCCACCUCCUUCAGGUCCACACAAAGAGUCCCCGUCUGACUGGAGAACCCACCUCAAACCUGUGUCCAAAGAGUCCACAGAGCCCAGCGCGUCCUCGUCCUCUCAGUCCUCUCUCAAACCCUGGACCAACGGCUCUGGUCUGUCCCAGUCCACAGACCCGACCAGACCCGGACCCAGAGGCCCCGCCCCCGGCACCUCUGCCAUGCCCCCACCUCACAAAGGCUUCAGCUAUGUUCCCACACAGCCCACAGCCCCGGAGCUCUCCAACAGACGCAAGACCAGAGCAGACUACAUCCCCCCAGACGACAUCCUGAAGGAGCUGCAGCACAUCGAGGACAGUCUCAACGAACUGGAGAAGACCGGAGUGGAACUGGAGCUCAAACUGAGGACCAGUGAGGAGAACGGAGAGGACGAGAGUGUGAUGAACGAGCUGAUGGUGGACUGGUUCACUCUGAUCAGGAACAAGCAGGUGGCCAUGCGCCGUGAGUCUGAGCUCGUCUACAUAGGGAGGACUCAGGAGCUGGAGGAGGAGCAGCCCACAGUGGAAGAGGAACUGCGCAGACUCUUCAACAAACCAGAUCACCUGAAGACCUCAUGGGAGCGGCGCAGAGAGGAGGAGCUCAUGAAGAAGCUGGUGGAGAUCGUCAACAACAGAAAUGAGAUCGUGGAGGGACUGGAUGAGGACCGCCUCAGAGAGAAAGAGGAAGACGAGCAGCUCAGCCAACUGAUGGAGAGCUUCAACCUGAAGAAGGAAAAGAAGAAGUCCUUUUUAUCCCGACUCUUCGGCAAGGACAAAUGAGCUCCUAUGGGUGCUCCUACAGGUGUUCCUACGGGUGAUCCUACAGGUGCUCCUACGGGUGCUUCUACAGGUGUUCCUACGGGUGCUCCUACAGGUGCUCCUACGGGUGGUCCUAUGGGUGGUCCUACGGGUGAUCCUACAGGUGAUCCUUUGGGUGCUCUAUGGAAGCUGAAAGGACACUUUGAACUCCUUUGGGUGCUCCUGUUGGUUCUCCUUGUGUGACCCGGGCUUGGCAUCAGCUCUCUCUUUGGACCAGAGCCUUAGACUAAGUUUGGGUUCUUCUUUUUUAAUGAAUCCAUUUGACGUUUCUGAAAUGUGAAAUGAGCCUGAGCUGACGUGGAUCAAAACAUCACAUGUGUCCAGUUUAAUGUGCAAUAACUUUGAGCUUUCAUCAUCACCACGACCGAGAUCAGAUGAACACUACACACGUCCUACACACGUCCUACACACGUCCUACACACGUCCUACACACGUCCUACACACGUCCUACACACGUCCUACACACGUCCUACACACGUCCAGCUAGGACCUGUGGACGAGACCGGGGACGAGAUCAGGACGAGAUCAGGACGAGAUCGGGACGAGAUCGGGACGAGACCGGGGACGAGACCGGGGACGAGACCGGGGACGAGACCGGGACGAGACCGGGGACGAGACCGGGGACGAGACCGGGGACGAGACGGGGACGAGACUAGAACUAAACCAGGAACUAGACUAGGGACUAAACUAGGGACUAAACUAGGGACUAAACCAGGGAUUAGACAAAGGACUAAACCGGGGACUAGACCAGGGACUAGACCAGGGACUAGACCAGGGACUAGACCAGGGACUAGACCAGGGACUAGACUAGGGACCAGGACAAGGACUAAACCUGGUCUAAACACUGCUUGUUAGUAGCUCGACAUGAGGACAAACGUGUCUAAACUCUCUAAAUGAGCCAAUGAACGGCAGUGGCCCACAGUUUGAGAAACCGUGUCCUCCUCUGUGACACGAGGCAGCUGAGUCAGGUCACUGCACACUUUCACGCACUUAUACUGUACUCCUUUGCUCUUACUGUUAAAGCAGCACUACAGAACCUUUGAGACGUUUUUGGAUUUGCCACAUGCAGUAUUUUUAAUGGAUGGUGCCGCCGUGGUCCAUAUUGGAUCUGAGUGGUGGAGGAAUAUGAUUUGAAUGUAUGAUCUGUGUGUCUGACUUUUGAUAAUAUUUGUAAAUUAUGCAAAAAUAUUAAAAGUUUUCACAAUAAAA